UCGGCUGUGGUUAGUGGCUAACGCGGCGAUUGCCUCAGCAGGCUCUAAGCGUGCUUUGGUAUCUGGUAGGGCUGGCUUCUUGGAGGAGAGAAGAGAGGUUGUAAUCACUCCUGUGAGGGAAUCAUCUGGGUCAGUGUAGUGGAUUUUGAGAGUCUGCGUGGCGAAGUCAUGGUGGAAAGGAAGGGAACAGCCAAAGUUGACUUUUUAAAGAAGAUCGAAAAAGAAAUCCAACAGAAAUGGGAAACUGAGAAAGUGUUUGAGGUCAACGCAUCUGAUCUGGAGAAGCAGCCCUGCAAGGACAAGUACUUUGUAACCUUCCCAUAUCCAUACAUGAAUGGGCGCCUUCACUUGGGGCACACGUUUUCUCUAUCCAAGUGUGAGUUUGCAGUAGGAUACCAGAGAUUAAAAGGAAAACAUUGUCUAUUUCCUUUUGGCUUACACUGUACUGGGAUGCCUAUUAAGGCAUGUGCUGAUAAAUUGAAAAGAGAAAUUGAACUGUAUGGUUGCCCUCCUGAUUUUCCAGAUGAAGAAGAAGAGGAGGAAGAAAUCAGUGUUAAAACAGAAAAUAUAGUAAUUAAGGAUAAAGCUAAAGGAAAAAAGAGUAAAGCUGUUGCUAAAGCUGGAUCUUCUAAAUACCAGUGGGGCAUUAUGCAAUCCCUUGGACUGUCUGAUGAAGAGAUUGUAAAAUUUUCUGAAGCAGAACAUUGGCUUGAUUAUUUCCCACCACUGGCUAUUCAAGAUCUGAAGAGAAUAGGCUUGAAGGUAGACUGGCGGCGUUCCUUCAUUACCACUGAUGUUAAUCCUUACUAUGAUUCAUUUGUCAGGUGGCAAUUUUUAACUUUAAGAGAAAGAAACAAAAUUAAAUUUGGAAAGCGGUAUACUAUUUAUUCUCCAAAAGAUGGGCAGCCCUGCAUGGAUCAUGACAGGCAAACUGGAGAGGGUGUGGGACCUCAGGAAUAUACUUUACUGAAGUUGAAAGUGCUUGAGCCAUAUCCUUCUAAACUGAGUGGCCUCAAAGGUAAAAAUAUCUUCUUAGUUGCUGCUACUCUCAGACCCGAGACAAUGUUUGGUCAGACAAACUGUUGGGUUCGUCCUGACAUGAAGUACAUUGGGUUUGAGACAGUGAAUGGUGAUAUUUUCAUCAGCACGCAAAGAGCAGCCAGAAAUAUGUCAUACCAAGGCUUCACCAAAGAUAAUGGAGUGGUGCCUGUUGUGAAGGAGUUAAUGGGGGAGGAAAUUCUGGGUGCAUCCCUUUCUGCACCUUUAACUUCCUAUGAGGUGAUCUAUGUGCUCCCAAUGCUCACCAUUAAAGAGGAUAAAGGCACUGGUGUGGUCACAAGUGUCCCUUCUGAUUCCCCUGAUGAUUUUGCUGCACUCAGAGACUUGAAGAAAAAGCCGGCCCUUCGAACAAAAUAUGGAAUUAGGGAUGACAUGGUCUUGCCAUUUGAGCCGGUGCCAGUCAUUGAAAUCCCAGGUUUUGGAAAUCUUUCUGCUGUAACCCUUUGUGAUGAGUUGAAAAUUCAGAGCCAGAAUGACCGAGAAAAACUUGCAGAAGCAAAGGACAAAUUAUAUCUAAAAGGAUUUUAUGAAGGUAUAAUGUUGGUGGAUGGAUAUAAAGGACAGAAAAUCCAGACUGUGAAGAAGACUAUCCAGAAAAGGAUGAUUGAUGCUGGCGAUGCAUAUAUUUAUAUGGAACCAGAGAAACAGGUGAUGUCCAGGUCUUCAGAUGAAUGUGUAGUGGCUCUGUGUGACCAAUGGUACUUGGAUUAUGGAGAAGAGAACUGGAAAAAACAGACAUCCCAGUGUUUGAAGAAUGUGGAGACAUUCUGUGAGGAGACCAGGAGGAAUUUUGAAGCUUCCUUAGACUGGCUACAAGAACAUGCUUGCUCUAGAUCUUAUGGCUUAGGCACUCGCCUGCCUUGGGAUGAGCAGUGGCUGAUUGAAUCCCUCUCAGAUUCCACUAUUUACAUGGCGUUUUACACAGUUGCACACCUGUUACAAGGAGGGAACUUGCGAGGACAGGCUGAAUCCCCACUGGGUAUAAGACCACAGCAAAUGACUAAGGAAGUUUGGGAUUAUAUUUUCUUCAAGAAUGCUCCAUUUCCUAAGACGCAGAUUUCAAAGGAAAAAUUAGAUCAGUUAAAGCAGGAGUUUGAGUUUUGGUAUCCUGUGGAUCUUCGAGUCUCUGGCAAGGAUCUUAUUCCAAAUCAUCUUUCAUAUUUCUUUUAUAAUCAUGUGGCGAUCUGGAUGGAACAAAGUGACAAAUGGCCCAAAGCUGUGAGAGCAAAUGGACAUCUCCUCCUCAACUCUGAGAAGAUGUCAAAAUCCACAGGGAACUUCCUCACUUUGGCUCAAGCUGUUGACAAGUUUUCUGCUGACGGAAUGCGCCUGGCUCUUGCUGAUGCUGGUGACACUGUUGAAGAUGCCAACUUUGUGGAAACCAUGGCUGAUGCGGGCAUUCUCCGUCUGUAUACCUGGGUGGAAUGGGUAAAAGAAAUGGUUGCCAACUGGGACAGCCUAAGAAGUGGUCCUGCCAACACUUUCAAUGAUAGAGUUUUUGCCAGUGAAAUAAAUUCUGGAAUUAUAAAAACAGAUCAAAACUAUGAAAAGAUGAUGUUUAAAGAAGCUUUGAAAACAGGUUUUUUUGAGUUUCAGGCUGCAAAAGACAAAUACCGUGAACUGGCCAUAGAAGGGAUGCACAGAGAACUUGUGUUCCGGUUUAUUGAAGUUCAGACCCUUCUCUUGGCUCCAAUCUGUCCACAUUUGUGUGAGCAUAUCUGGACACUCCUGGGAAAGUCUGACUCAAUCAUGAAUGCUUCAUGGCCUGUGGCGGGUCCUGUGGAUGAAAUCUUGAUACACUCCUCACAGUAUCUCAUGGAAGUAGCACAUGACCUUAGGUUACGACUCAAGAAUUACAUGAUGCCAGCUAAAGGGAAGAAGACUGACAAGCAACCACCUCAGAGGCCCUCACACUGCACCAUCUAUGUAGCGAAGAGCUAUCCACCUUGGCAGCAUUCCACCCUGACAGUUCUGCGUAACCACUUUGAGGUCAACAGUGGAAGAUUGCCUGAUAACAAAGUCAUUGCUAAUGAACUAGGUAAUAUGCCGGAAUUGAAGAAAUACAUGAAGAAAGUGAUGCCAUUUGUUGCUAUGGUUAAGGAAAACGUGGAGAAGAUGGGGCCUCGUGUUCUGGAUUUGCAGUUGGAAUUUGAUGAACAGGCAGUGCUUAUGGAAAAUAUAGUUUACCUGACUAAUUCCCUUGAGCUAGAACACAUAGAAGUCAAGUUUGCCUCUGAAGCAGAAGAUAAGGUCCAGGAAGACUGUUGCCCUGGGAAACCACUUAAUGUUUUUAGAACAGAACCUGGAGUGCCAGUUUCUCUAGUAAAUCCCCAGCCAUCCAAUGGUCACUUCUCAACCAAAAUUGAAAUCAGGCAAGGGGAUAACUCUGAUUCUAUAAUCAGGCGUUUAAUGAAAGUGGACCGAGGAAUAAAAGACCUUUCCAAAGUGAAACUGAUGAGAUUUGAUGAUCCAGUGUUGGGGCCUCGGCGAGUUCCUGUCCUGGGAAAAGAGCUCACUGAGAAGACGCCCAUUUCUGAGCAUGGUGUUUUUCAUGUGGAUCUCACAAGCAAGAAAAUUCAUCUCACAGAAAAUGGGCUGCGGGCAGAUAUUGGGGAUACAAUUAUCUAUCUGGUUUAUUAAACUCAUACA
Molecule: messenger RNA, 3708 nt
Organism: Octodon degus (degu)
Lineage: Eukaryota; Metazoa; Chordata; Mammalia; Rodentia; Octodontidae
Gene: Lars1
Product: leucyl-tRNA synthetase
Exons: 32
Coding region: 169-3699 (1176 amino acids)
Biological process (GO): leucyl-tRNA aminoacylation
Molecular function (GO): leucine-tRNA ligase activity; aminoacyl-tRNA deacylase activity; ATP binding
Source: RefSeq, a predicted model, not a curated record